CUCUUUUUGGUGGAAAAAUAUGUUUAGACGGUCAGCUGGUUGCAAUGUAAGAACACUCUCUCUCUCGGCUUUGUGACUGGAGGAAGCUCCAUUUAGUUUAUAUUCGUCUGUGCUGUUUAGUGCGCACGCAUAGUUACUCCCUGCGUCGAUUUAAUUAUUUCUUAAGGCACAGAUUUCUUUACCAUUAACGCCAAUAUAUACACAAUAUUCCUUCCACCAACCCAAAUCGAACACUUAUUAAUUUAUAUUUACUCCCAAACACUGAUUAUGCUUCCACGGACAUAUAAUUAAUACAUGUGUUGUGAAGAUAAAAGUUGCUUAUACUCCCGGUCAAAAUGACAUAGAGGGAGAGUGCCUGUAAUAAAAAAACGAGUUUAAGAGAGAUAUAGUGUAAUGAAUUUUCUCUGUGCUAAAAAUUGUGAUAUUGAACAACAAACGCAUGCGUAAGACUUUGGACGUAAGGAUCUUCAACUGAAAAGCUUCUAAAAUUCUAUAAAAUAUAUUUUUUUGCUCCAAAUUAUAUACAGCCUUUUUUUAUAUUGGAGCAUAAAAUCAGUGAAUUUAUUUAUAGUUCAACGUAUAUUACAUAAUAAAUUAUAUUUUUGUUUUGACUUCUCCCGAUACGAGGAAAGACAGAUAAUCCAUUCAUUUACUAAUCCAGUGAAACUCAAGUGCUUUUCUCUAUCAAUAUGUGUUGUGAUAGUUUUAAAAGUAAAUACAUCUUCAAUGCAUUUUUCCUCAUCACAAAUAUCCUACAAUAUUCACACGGUCUGCAGAACUCAAUUGAAUUGAGUGUGGACAGAAAAUACUUGGAAUAUAGCGACGAUGUGCAAAACUAUUUGAUGAACUAUGGAUAUCUGCCAAAAUCAGAUAUUGAGACGGGAAAUUUGAGGACAGAAUCCCAACUAAGAGAUGCAAUACGUAAUCUUCAGAACUUCGCAAAUAUACCAGUAACUGGCGUUAUAGAUCAACAGACGGCGAAUUUACUUAAGAAACCUCGCUGUGGUGUUCCUGAUGAUCAAGAAACAACAGACUUUUAUGCAAACAACCGAUACACACCCUCAAGACGAUUCAAACGCUAUGUUAUCUUAGGACCUAAAUGGAAUCACACCAAUCUAACAUGGAGUCUGGUCAAUCAUUCCAUGCCAACUCUAAGCGUCGGUCAAGUACGGCGAGUUCUACGCGAUGCACUAAAUGUGUGGGAAAGAAAUUCAAAAUUAACAUUCCGAGAAGUUAACAGUGAUAAAGCUGAUAUUCAAGUGAUGUUUGCCAGGGGAAAUCACGGAGACGGAUACAAUUUUGAUGGGAUUGGGGGCAUUUUGGCACAUGCCUUUUACCCUGGGGGCGGUCGUGGGGGUGAUGCUCAUUUCGAUGACGACGAGAAAUGGCUCAUAGAUUCCAAUGAGGAUGGAAAAGGCGGUACAAGUUUAAUGAGUGUGGCGGUACACGAAUUUGGACACUCUCUGGGACUUGGGCAUUCAUCCGUUCCAGAUUCAAUAAUGGGCCCCUGGUAUAACACCUACAAGGAGGAAGGACAACUGCCGGAAGAUGAUCGUCUGGCAAUUCAGCAAAUUUACGGAACCGGAAGAAAGCAAUUUGCUCACAACCCCCAUCAUCAUCGACAUCAUUACCAAACGCACUCACCCCCUACUCAUCCGACUACAACAACAACCACAACGACAACCACCGAAAGACCUACAAGGCAUAGAAUAUACUACCCCGAACGAAGGGACCCAAUAGAUAUACCCACUCGGAGACCCCACUGGACUUGGUAUCCAAACUAUCCCAGAACAACAACAACAACAACAACAACUCCUAGAACUUAUCCCACAAGGCCCACCUACAGCGAUCCCUAUCCCGAAGAUCCUAGGUAUGAUUCACCUAGAAAGCACAAACCCACAAAAUCAGACAAACCAGCCACUUGCAACACAAGCUAUGACGCUAUUUCCGUUAUCCGAGGGGAGUUGUUUAUCUUCAAGGAUCGGUAUUUUUGGAGAAUUGGUGAUAAGGGUCUCCAUGCUGGAUACCCUCAUGAAAUCCGUCUACUUUGGAAAGAGAUUCCCGAAGAUUUUACGCAUGUUGAUGCUGUGUAUGAAAACAAGGAUCUUCAAAUUGUUUUCUUUAUAGGAAAAAAAUAUUACGUUUUCAACUCAAACCGGCUCGAAAGAGGUUAUCCCCGUCCACUUACUGACCUGGGUCUUCCUGAAUCCUUAGAAAAAAUUGAUGCUGCCAUGAUCUGGGGUCACAACAAGAAGACGUACUUCUACAGUGGCACUCAGUACUGGGGAUUUGACGAAGAGAUUAAGAGGGUGGAAUUGGACUAUCCGCGCGAUAUGUCCAUGUGGGGAGGCAUAGGCUAUCAUAUUGAUGCUGCCUUCCAGUGGACAGAUCAUCGGACGUACUUCUUCAAAGGCAAGGGCUUCUGGAAGUUCAAUGAUCGUAAAAUGAGAGUGGAACAUAUUGAGCAGAAACCAUCAGCUCCAGUUUGGAUGAGAUGUCCUAGGACAUCCAAUGAGAUUGAUCCACCAAAGAGGAGGGACGCAUUAGUUGCAUUAUCGUCAGCUAUUCACACAAUCAAUUACACCCUCUUGCUACCAACAAUUCUGCUUCUCUCUCAUGCAAUACUGUGUUACAUAAAAUAAUUAACUGCCAUUUAAUAGCAAUGUAAUUUUUUUUAAUUUAAUAAAUAUCAUGUUUUACGAAUA
This is a messenger RNA of Phlebotomus papatasi, 2705 nucleotides long. It is a transcript of the gene Mmp2, whose product is annotated as matrix metalloproteinase-2. The record is from RefSeq and is a predicted model, not a curated record. Lineage: Eukaryota; Metazoa; Arthropoda; Insecta; Diptera; Psychodidae. The transcript has 8 exons. Gene Ontology annotation, molecular function: metalloendopeptidase activity; zinc ion binding. Gene Ontology annotation, cellular component: extracellular matrix. The coding region runs from base 690 to 2642 and encodes 650 amino acids. Gene Ontology annotation, biological process: proteolysis; extracellular matrix organization; collagen catabolic process.